UUUCUUUUGCUUAGUCGACGAUGGGUAUAAAAGAUUCGGUCACGAUCGAAUGUGAAUUUUUUACUCUUCCCGUAUAUUUGCGAAGCAUAAAAAAGAAAGUGUACUAUGUCUAGAGUUGAGUGUUAAAUUUGAUCAGAAGAAGACGAAGAAGUCAUCGUGGACGAGAUCUUUACGUUGGUCUUAAUUGUUAGCAUUUAAAGUAGAUCUUAUCAUAUUCAAUGGCUUCGAUGUGUGAAGAUAUUUGGGACACUGUUCAACUGUUAGUCCGCAAAAGAAUCAAGUCAAGUCUCAAUAAAUUUAUACGAUUUUCUUAUAUUCUGACAAUCGCAAAAAACAAAGAAUGCCUACAGUUAAGUGUACAUACAGUUUCGGUAUAAUUUCGCAGAUCAAAUUUGAAGGUAGAUGGUAAAGCGUCCGUCUAUAAAACCAAUACAUUCUACGACAUGUUGAAUAAAUUUAUCAUAGUCAUCUAUAAAUUUGAUGCCAACAAAAUCCCGAUCGAUGAGUUGACAGACAUACAAUUCAAUAAAACUUUGUCAUCAUAGUGCAUAUGUUAGUAGUGAUGGGUGUCUAAAAUUCAACCUAAAACGAGUAUAAGUUUCGUGCCUAUCCUUGCUUAGUACUAUCACGGAAGCAAUUAAAAGCUUGCUUAACAACGAAAUGCUUUUAUAAUUUUCAACAGCUAGUUAUCCUGAUAUGAUAUUUUAUACAUAUGUGAUUCAGAAGCAAAUAACGAGUCAAGGCUUCUAAUAGACUCUUCGGUCAUAGAACAGAAUUUUUCAAUAUAUACAACAUAUAUAUACAUACACCGAUGAAACUGGGAAACUUGAAACGACGUGAUUUUAUAGAUAAUGCGGUCAUCUUUCGACGCAGCCUUAUAUAUCAGACGAAGGAGUUUUUUGAAAAUUCCACUUUGCAUGGCGUGCGUUACAUAGCGGAGACUGGCCGGCCGACAAUAGAAAAAUUUAUGUGGUUCUGUUUUACGGCUAUUGGAACAGUAAUUGCUUUGGUGAUUAUAAUGAGUUUAUGGGAGAAAUUUCAAACGAAUCCCACUAUAACAGGUUUGGAUACCGAUUUUCAUAAUCAAAAUGUAAUCUUCCCUACAACGGUAGUUUGUCCAGUGGAAGCUUGGGAUCAUAACAAAACGUAUAAUUUCGUGUAUAAUACUUUAGCGAACUACGAGGAAUCGGCGGCCAAUCGCAUUGUACCCUUUUUGGAAAGUUUACCAAAUUUAAAUUUCGAAAAUCUUCAUAAAACGGUAGCACUUGGCAUAUUAAUAGGAAAUGAAUUGAAUGGACGGACAUUAAGGCAAUGGGCUUUUCAGGUUACAUUGCGAUGUGAAGACACACUGGCGGAAUGCAAAUUUCGCGAUGAGUACUUUGAAUGUUGUAAACAAUUCUUGCCGAUUUAUACCGAACAUGGUUUCUGCUAUGCCUUUAACAGUCGUUUUUAUUCGAAGGAAGAUUCUGAUUUAAAAACAGAAGUUCAAUACGAUUUAUACGAAACUGAUAAAAAAUGGGCGUUACUAUUUGAACUUAAUGUUAAGGCUGAUAUUUAUGUGUUUUCGAAUGAAGAUUAUUUCGGUAAAGAAUUUAAUCCACAAGUUACUUGGGAUCUCGACCAGUUUGUUGAAGUGCGCAUAUCUAAAAAGAGCACCUAUACUACAGAUGAAUCUCGCCAGUUGUCCAUAAGCCAACGUAAAUGCAUAUUCUAUGAUGAAGUUAAACUUCAAUAUUUCCCCGAUGACUAUACAUUUUCGUCAUGCAUGAAAGAGUGUCGCAUGAGAAACGCAAUAAAAUUAUGCAAAUGUUUGCCACCCUUCUAUAGACCGACACCGGAUCUCAGAUAUUGCGAUAUUAAGGAACUGAGUUGCUUAGAGAAACAUAAACAAAACAUUACACGCAACAAGGAUUGCCGGCACUGUGAACUUGGUUGCUCUAAAACUGUUUAUAAUAUUGAAAAAUUAAUGAAAAGUACUGAAAAUCCUGCAUAUCAUGGCGUAUUAGUUGAGUUUCUUACUUGGCCGAUAAUUCGUUAUAAACGUGAAGUACUUUUCGGUUGGGUGGAUCUGCUGGUAUCGUUCGGUGGUAUAGCCGGUUUAUUUUUAGGAUUCUCUUUGUUAUCCGGUGUGGAAAUUAUCUAUUAUUUCACCAUAAGAGCUUGCUGCAUGGUUUAUAAGAAUCGAGUAAGAUUUUCCAAAAACAGAAAAAAUUUUUAUUAAAAAUUUAUUACACUUUCCUGCUAUUUCGACGAACACAGCAAGAAUUAAUUGAAACGGAAGAAAAAAUACGUAAUAAACCGCCAGCACCGAUUAAUAUGAAGUUAAGCACCCAAGCGUAUAACAGACAACAAGUUAUCUCGAAAAUUGAUAAGCCUAGCAAUGUCCAAGAAAUUUCAGUAAUAGAAAGCAAACUGAGUUAUGAUAAGCCACCGAAUUACAAUGAGGCAACCUCGUCAAGACGUCGACCUGAUAAGGUAUAAAUAAUCGUUCAUAUAUAGCAUAAUAUUUUAAAAUGUUUUUCCUAUGAUUUAUUCUACAUGUAGAGUAAUCUUAAAUAUCCUAAGGCCACGUUUAAGGCUAAACAAGCUUUACCCAGCUUUGGUAAUGGAAACAGCACUACUUGGCAGU
Messenger RNA from Glossina fuscipes, 2629 nucleotides. It is a transcript of the gene ppk23, whose product is annotated as sodium channel protein Nach. The coding region runs from base 812 to 2221 and encodes 469 amino acids. The record is from RefSeq and is a predicted model, not a curated record. Lineage: Eukaryota; Metazoa; Arthropoda; Insecta; Diptera; Glossinidae. Gene Ontology annotation, biological process: sodium ion transmembrane transport. Gene Ontology annotation, molecular function: ligand-gated sodium channel activity. Gene Ontology annotation, cellular component: membrane. The transcript has 10 exons.